UAAAUGUUUAAAUUCGGCGCGUUCUUUUCCCAGAUAUUGAUACUUCCUUUUAUGACUACGCUCUGAUAUUAGCCGUGGUCGUGGAGCAUUUUCCUUCUUGCCUGUCGCUGUCAAGAGCAUUCCUCAUUUCUUCGAGCGUGUUCGACGCAGUUUAGCUUUGAUUCGAAAUUACAAUGGCCUAUGUGUAUGUUUCCUUUUUCGAUGAACUUCUUUAGUCUUCCGCUUUAGGAUAAUUCUUUCGCAUGCGCAAUGAUGGAGGUCUCCGGUAAGACCUCGUUCUUCUGGCGGCAAAAGGCAGCGCAGAUGGCGCAAGGCAUGUUUGUAGGCGCGAUUCUGGGCGCCACGAUGGCUGUGACGCGUCGAGUUAUUGCCGGUGGGCACUUGCACGGACUGCGGCAGGAGGCCGCCGCAUAUUGUGAGGAAAAAAUUCCCCCUCCCCAUAUCAAAACGAAGUUUCUGAUGCCGGAUUUCCGUACACAAAUCAAAGCUGUCUUGCAGUAGAGGAUUGGAGGCAUAUGCCGCGCCUGUGUACAGAGCUUCUGGCGUGGACGCUUAGCAUCACAAAUGUCUAUGCUGUAGCCCAAGCAGCAUCACAAACCGUCCGAAUAAUGCGGCGGAGACUGUAGAGUUGCCUUCUUGCAAAACAAAUGCGAUUUGUGAUCUCAAAUCAGCAAGACAGAUUUUCGGAAACAUGCCUUUUCAAUAUGGGGAGGGGGGGUUUUUCCCUUCAAUACCGCAGGCGGUGCCUUCAUGGGGUGCGUGCUCGGCGUCGGCAGUUUGAUUCGGCACUGAAGAGCCUGGUGGAGGUGGAGGAGCUCGUGCUACAAGCGUUCCUAUGGGGUAAAAAGUUGUAGAAUAUAAUGCGACGGUACUAGUUGCACUGCCAGAUUGUUACCUUCCCUGUCUGCGCGUACUUACGAGUUGUCUGCCGGAUUCGCGGCCACUUCCUUGAACAACUUCUGCAAGAAGUCUGGCGUCGUGCACGAGCAUGCUCUGCUUCACAUCGCGACACGCGGCAUUUGUAUCGAGUGCAGCAACAUUUUUUCGUGCGGGUUUUCUGCUUAACGCGCCCAAGUUUUCGCGUGCAUCGCGAGGAACAGGCAGCUCUGGGACAGCACGGCAGAGCCAGCACACUUUGAAUCCAGUAGCAUCUGCACAGGCUGUCGCAGAUGGAGUGGAGCGAAGGCAAACCUCAACCUGUGCAACAUUGCAGACGCGAAUGCGGCAUCCUAUCGUGCUCCCGUCAUCAUGUUUGUUCUCCACCUCAGGUUGGCAAAGACUCGAACAAGCAGGUUCCUCCAGCGGAGCAGAAGAUCGACGAGAAGAUAGCGGCGCGACAUCCAACCUUCCAGCAGCUUGUGGUGUCCGUACGGAAGUAGAUGCCGGCUUGUCGUCGACCCAGCUCUCGUCGAGAAUGCUGCAGCAGAGACACGGCAUAGCGCUGGUGGGCAGGCCCCCACAGUUGCAUUCGCCACGCCUGUCGUUCCUGUCUGGCGCGCCCACCAGUGGAGGCCAGCAUGCGAGCGUCCGCGGCCCAGGCACGUGCGUCGCACGCUACUGGCACGAUUUAAAGAGGUGGGCCAUGACCUACAGGUGUGCGGCGAGUGUGGUAUCAAUAGACAGGGAAAACGAAUGGAAUAGGGAUCAACAUACUGCACGCGCAACCGACCGACUUCAAGAAGAAGAAAGUGAAAGACCUGACGACAACAGAAAGAUUUCUGUAGGGGACAGCGACGUGUUUUUAGACGAAGGCAAAGAGACCACGCGUCAUCCGUACCUUUCCAGCAGCCUACGGUCGGACGAAGUUGUACUAGGCGGUCCUGCUGCUGCUCACGAUGCUGUCGCUGACGAUGAUUUUUCCCGUUUGAUGAUGCAUGGGGCAACGGAAUCCGAAGAUCUUGAUCAUGCGACUCCUAGUCUUAGGGGAGCAGAACAAGAAGCUGCAUCACAUUGUUUCUUAGCUUCGAAAUCUUCAGACGGGAGAUUGACGGUUGCCGGGACAACAAGCGCCCAAACUGCAAAAGGAAGCACGACCCAAGAUGGAGAACAGCAGGACCAGCGCUGCUCCGGCUACACUAAAGAUACUGCUGCAAUCUCCUCAUGCGCCAGUCGAAGCAGCGCGACAAGUCUUGCGGUUGCGACUUCUCCUACAGAUGGAAAAAUUACGUCCCUUAAUAAACGGACCUCACGCUCCACCUCUUCUGCCGCUCUCGUAGGGACGAGCGUUCGACACGAGCAGCAUCUGAAUAUGCCGUUGGGAAUGCAGUGGCAGCGUCGCUACGACGAGAUUAUGUUGGCUUCCCCGGAAUCUCUACCGCCCUUUCUGCGCGCACUGACGGAGAAAAUUUCGGUCGUCCGCUCGCAGCGGGAGCGGCGCAUCCCGGACAUUCGACAGCAUGCCGUGCUGGCUGCAAACCGGAACGCCGUGAUGCAGGCCCGCAAAGUGAUUUACGUGGCCUUUCCGGAGGAUCCCAGACUGGGCACGCAGAGCGACUCCCUGGCCAGCACCCUUUUCCUGCAGGCGAGUCGGCAGCCCGCAGCGACCGAUUUGGUCGCGCAGUUGGCACGCGCCCGUUUCAGCAACGUGAAAUCGAAAAAUGACUUCUGGCUACGCGUCUUCGGCAAGGGUGGAGGAGCUCUGACUGUAUUAUUGCUGGAAUCGCUGCAAUCAUCAGGUCCGCACUGCUUCCGGCACCUGCACGCGGAGCGUCUCGAGUUUUGGCGUAGGGAGCUGGAAUCCUUGUGUGGCUCAGCCGAUGUUGUGGCGGUGGCGACGGACUAAGCAUAUGGCAGUAUCGAAGAACAGCUAGGAUCACGAAUUUCUGGAUGACCACCUGCAUAAGUUCUAAGCGCCGACGGUAGGCAGUGGCAUUGUCGAAGUAGCGCAGGUGCUUUGUCGAAUCAUGCCUCGUCCGAGGACGCGAGGUUUUUUCAUGAUGAGCGCCCCUAUUUCGCUGCUACGUUUCUGGGAUUGCGAAAGUACAAAACGAAAACCAUGACUGUGUCAAUCUCAAUCAUGACUAGGCGAAAAGCAGAAAUAAAGUAAGAGUUUGUUUUCAAGUCAGAAUGCGAAUAGGCGGAUUGGUGGAUCAUGCACUUACGUUAACGAACAGGAAGCGCAACUCGAGAUGAAUAGAAUACGACCUCUACCGCAGCUCGAGAAUACAAAAUCUAUAAACCUACGCGAAGAAACUUUUCUGCUUUUACAACCAGUCCUCAAAGAACAAGCUUCCUAAUAAAGCCAAGCUUUCGCUGGGGAUUCAAUCUGUGACUUUUUCCGAGCAUUUGCCAUUCAGCAGAAGGACGAAACAUGAUGAACACAGUGAGCAGCAGCAGGAUCCCCUUAUUUAUAAUCGCC
Amoebophrya sp. A120 is the source of this 3358-nucleotide messenger RNA. The record is from the annotation of a GenBank genome assembly. NCBI's taxonomy places the organism in Eukaryota, Dinophyceae, Syndiniales, Amoebophryaceae.